AUGAUAAUGGUCCAACGUCCAACGCUUUCAAAAGAGGAGGUGGAAAAGGUUUGGACACUGAGACUUGCGUUUCAACUAGCCAGCGAGCUCUUCCAACAAAACCUAACUCUUGUGAAAUGGAAUUCCAUCAAACUCAGGGACCUUCAAGACCUUCUUGCUCGACAAUAUAUGACCUAUUCGGAAUGUGUCAGAGACAUGCGUCUGCGUCAAAACCUUCCAAUUGGUGAUAUGGUUAAGAACUACUUCAAACAGCUGGACGACUUUCUUUCACGUGAGAGUUUCAGCUUGUGCUCAUGGGAGGUCGUGAGAACUGAAAUGGGGAGCAUCCUGAGGGAUUUUUACAAGAAAUCAAAAAUGCCAAGAAAACACGUGUGA
This is a messenger RNA of Oncorhynchus mykiss (rainbow trout), 375 nucleotides long. NCBI's taxonomy places the organism in Eukaryota, Metazoa, Chordata, Actinopteri, Salmoniformes, Salmonidae. The record is from RefSeq and is a predicted model, not a curated record.